Molecule: messenger RNA, 3055 nt
Organism: Anthonomus grandis grandis
Lineage: Eukaryota; Metazoa; Arthropoda; Insecta; Coleoptera; Curculionidae
Product: mediator of DNA damage checkpoint protein 1-like
Exons: 7
Coding region: 77-2623 (848 amino acids)
Source: RefSeq, a predicted model, not a curated record
AAGGGAAUUUACUCUUAGUUUAUUUUAGUUUAGCUAUUAGAUUCAAUUGUCUUGGUACGAGAUUAAUACUUUAGAUAUGAAACUUUCUACCCUCCUCGUCGCGGUUCUUGCGACAUGUGCCAUAGAAACUCGAGCAUAUACAAGGGUUGAUCGGAGCGUCGGGAAACAAGCGUCUAAUGCCGACCAAAUGGUGCAAAACAUCCUGCAAUGGCUUCAAGGAAAUUAUGCCCAAAACAGUAGAAGAAUUCGUCAAGGUACACUGCGAGAAUACCUUCCACCGGCAAACACCGAAAAACCCCGCCCCUUUGGCUACCCACCAUCCGGUAUAACCCCAGAAGUACCCUUCCCUUUCCCCACCAACCCCGCCACUGGAGGAGUUACGGCUCCUGAAGGCUACGAACCAUCUGAGGGAGACAACAACAUCGCUCCCCCUCAGGAAGGAUCUGGAACGGGAGCUGAACAGCCUGAAGUACCUGCGAACGACUUACUUCCCUCUGCAGGUCCCUCGACUGUCCUUCCAGAGCAGCCAAGUGAAACCACUGGAGGCCCACCUGUUCCGAGUGGCCCCGCUGAAACUGAACAACCUGGACCAGCCCCAACAGCAGGCCAACCUGUUCCAGAAAAUGGCGCAGAGAGUACACCGGGAGCUGAAGCUACUCCCGCUCCAGAAGGUCGGUUAUUCUCAGUCUAUUCGGUGAUCAACUUUAAAAAAGGUCAACCCGCUCCGGAAGUCACUGCGUCACCAGAACAACCCGCACAACCCGAAGAACCUGGUUCUACACCGGAACAACCUCAACCCACUCCGGAACAGCCCUCGCAACCCGACUCCACCCCAGAACAACCUCAACCGACUCCAGAACAUGAGCAACCUCAACCAGAACAGCCUGAACCAACCCCAGAACUUCCAGGAUUUACUCCAGAGCAGCCUGAACCCAUACCAGAACAACCGGAAGUUCCAGGAUCUAGUGCUGAACAGCCCGAACCAACCCCAGAACUACCUGGGUCUACUCCGGAACAACCUGGACAGCCCGAACCAACCCCGGAACAACCGGGUCAGCCGGAACUUCCCGGAUUGACACCAGAACAGCCCGAACCCACACCAGAACAACCAGGACAACCAGAGCCAACUCCAGAACAACCAGAAGCGACUCCUGACCAACCAGAGCCAACCGCAGAACAACCUAAACAACCAGAAGUGACUCCUGAGCAACCUGAACCAACCCCAGAACAACCGGAAGUAACUCCUGAACAACCUGGACAACCAGAAACUCUGCCGGAGCAACCUGAAUUGCCAGCUGAUGGAUCUGAAAUUGAAGGAACAGUUGUUGGAAGCACUUCAGCACCUGCUGCUCCAGGUUCUACUGAAAUGGGUGCCCCUGAGUCAACUCCAUCAUCGUCUUCGGCAGAGCCUGGGAUUUCUACCUUAGUUCCCGUAGGAACGUUGGUUCCAAGUGGUUUCACCACGUCCACUCCUGCUCCAAUUGAAGGUGGAUCAACAGUUGCUCCCGGUCCUGAAGCAAAUACCAUUCCAGGACCUCAGGAGCCGAGUGUUGUUGAUGAGGAAGACCUGAAGCAUCCUCCUCACAUCCACGCUUUGGAUGUGCAGUGCGGUAAGGAAAUGAUGACCAUCAAUAUCGAGUUCAAUAGGGAGUUCAACGGGGUGAUAUACUCCAAGGGAUACUACAGCAAUCCGGAAUGUUUGUAUGUAAAAGAGAACUCUGGACAAACCAAGUACAGUUUUACGGUGAACUUGGAAAUGUGCGGCACCCAGUUCGUUACCGCCGGUGAAAUCGCCGAUCAGUCAUACUUGGAGAACGUAUUGGUGAUCCAGAACGAAUCGGGCAUCCAAGAGGUCUGGGAUACUGUGAGAUCUGUCCGUUGCUUAUGGGGACAAAACGUUAAAGAUACGCUAAGUGUGGCCUUCAGUAUUGGCAUGUUAAGCCAAGAAAUUGUCACUUUUAGUGGAGAUGUUGCCAUGGCGAAACUAGAUGUGGUACUGGGCAGGGGACCGUUUGGAGAACCGGCCAACGGUUUGGUGAAGAUCGGCGAGGAAAUGACCCUGGUGGUGUCAGUGAGCGGUGAUCCCACUUUUGACUUACAAGUGAAAGACUGUAAAGCGCUGGACACGGAUAAUAAAAACUCCAUUGCGUUAACAGACGAGGACGGUUGCAUCCUGAAGCCGAAACUGUUCGGAGCGUUCCAGAAAACCCGAGAGACCGGCAACAGCGGAGCUUCGAUUAUCUCUUAUGCACAUUUCAACGCUUUCAAAUUCCCCGACGAGAUGGACUUGAUGAUCGAGUGUAAUAUUGAACUAUGCAAGAAUGAUUGCGAUAUAUGUCCCAUUGAGGGCCAGCAAGUUGAUCCGGCCAAGAGGCGUAGAAGACGUGACGUGUCCAAUAGUACCGGCGACUGGAUCACCAUGGGAAAACUCAUAAAAGUGAUUCUUCCAGAGGAUUUAAACCAACGUACUGCCUUAGAAGUGACUUCAAGGGACCACGUUUGUAUGACUACCACCAGUUUUGUGUUCUCCGGAGCAGUACUGGUGUCCCUACUGGUGCUCACCAGUUUCAUUUGUAUUUGCUUGUGGAUGAAGAGGAGGGAGAAGAUGUAUUUGAAGUAUUAGGUUAAGCUAGUUGCGAGAUAGGGAUAGAUAGAUGCUCAAGUUAAAGUGCUGCCAAUAUACUGAACUGUGAUGAUUUACUACCGUUUACCACUUCAAGCGUUAGUCUCGUAUGGAAGUCGCCUGAUGUGUGUGUGUUUUAUUUUUCUUUUUUCAGGAUUUCUAUCUCGCGUUAGUGAUUACGUGCAAUUUAGGUCUAAAAUACUCGAGCAGUAUUAUUUAAAAAAAAAUCGAUUUAGACGUAAAUUAAGCCGCCAGCCUGCCAACGUCAUGUUCCAUAGAAACUAUAUAGCUCUUAUUUAAUUUAUUAUUGAACCUUCAAUGCAUUAUAUUCGCAAAUUUAAAACUAAAAUUGUAUAUUUGAUUGACCAUUUAGUACUAUUAUAGCUUUCUGUAUUAAUUUGUAUAAGUUUGUAAAUAAAUAUUUUAAAAAGG